This is a messenger RNA of Aspergillus oryzae RIB40, 1041 nucleotides long. RefSeq lists its product as uncharacterized. Gene Ontology annotation, biological process: regulation of cyclin-dependent protein serine/threonine kinase activity. Lineage: Eukaryota; Fungi; Ascomycota; Eurotiomycetes; Eurotiales; Aspergillaceae. Bases 1 to 1041 code for a protein of 346 amino acids. Gene Ontology annotation, molecular function: protein kinase binding; cyclin-dependent protein serine/threonine kinase regulator activity. The record is from RefSeq and is a predicted model, not a curated record. The transcript has a single exon. Gene Ontology annotation, cellular component: cyclin-dependent protein kinase holoenzyme complex; nucleus.
AUGGCAGGUUCUACCGCUGUCACACCAAUUCGAACCAACACUACUCGGUAUAAGGGAGAGUGUAUGCUUCACCAUACACUCCUCCAAAAGCCCAUUGAUGUAACGAACACCCAUGAUAGGUUGCAAAUGUUGCCGGCUUUAACGUUUGGCAAGAAACCAGUGAGACAAACGGUCGAUCUUCGCCAGCAGGACACUAAGACCGCUACCUUUUGGCCUUACGGGAACUCAUAUCGUGGCGGGCAUAUUCCUUCCUCCGAGUGUAAAUCUGAUGAAUUCCUACGGUCCAAGCGCAAUAGUGAAAUCAAGCGAAAUUUCGAGCGCUGGGUGCGCCAGCAAGCAGAAUGGCGCUCAGACGCGCACGCGACAUCGCAUCGAUCAAUAAGCUCUUAUAUUUCAAAUAGUAUUCCAGGUACAGACGAGAGAACCAAUCAGGUCAUCCCGUUGUCCACAGUGUGUCUACCUGAACCAUUUUCGCAGCGGUUCCCACGGCGCUUUGAGCUGGUCGAUCCCAUGGUAAUCGUGCAGUUGAUUUCAAACACACUGGGAAGGCUGGCGUUCUUCAACGAUAUGACAUUCCGCACGAGAUUUAACGUUACACGUUUUCACUCGAAUAGAGCCCCCCAAAUAUCCGCCUGUGAGUACCUGAGACGCUUAACGCAUCGGCUACGUCUCUCGUCUCCAAUACUAGUGAUGAUGGUUAUCUACAUAAGACAACUCUGCAAAACACACCCCACGUUCGAUGUAUCGAGCCUUACAGCUCAUAGGCUUCUUCUUAGCUGUGCCUUAGUAGCCAGCAAGAGUAUAAGUGACUUUGCCUGGCCCAACCAAUCAUUUGCUUCCGCGGGUGGUGUUUCUGCUGCAGAAAUGGCAAUUUUGGAAUUGGAGCUACUGAAAUAUCUGGAAUGGGAUGUUGCGCCACAUCAGGAACAGCUGUCAGAGUGUUAUGUUGAUCUUGUCCUCGGAAGUAAUGGAUACUUGGCAGAGCAUGAAACGACCGCAGCUGGGCCUUCUACUGUCGAGUUUGAACGUGAUUGUAUAUAA